AGCGCAUGGGCAUUUGUGAGAAGAAGCAAGCGAAACAAGCGAGGGCGAUGGCGAGAUAUGGGACGUUUUUACAAGCGGAAAAUGAUCGGAAAACGAUGGCAGCAGCUGCUGCCGCGACUGGCAAUAAUAUCAAGAACGUAGAAAAUGAUCAAAAUACACUAGGCGGUGGAUCAUUGGGUGACACAUCAAUGUCAAUGUCUUCAACAAGGAAAUCAGCCGGAAGAAGUACGGCGACGCCUCAGACGGGUAGGGAAACAGCGAUACCAUUCUCGUCAAGAAGAUCGUCGAUUGCUAUGGACUACAGCGGUGAUAGAGAUUUGUUACUCAAGAACCCGUCGAUAUCGUCAAAGCACAUGUUGCCCAAACAGGGAAAUUCCAAGACAAACCUACUACAACAACUUAAUAGAGGGCCUUCAUCAGUCGAGAGUACCUCAGCACAAUCUUCACCGGCUGAGCAAGGGAGGUCGCCUGGACGAAACUCGCGGAUUUUGAACAACAGAUCUUCGACAUUGAUGAGUCGCUCAACUGCUUCAAGAAGCAGUAGCAGAGACAGAGGAGGGCAUAGACCGAGUUUGAGUAACAAAGGUAUAAUUUCUCGGAGCAGUAGCAUAGAUGGAGGUAGACAGAUGAACAUGGGCAGACGAAAUUCUCAGGUGUUCGAUCGCUCUGAUGAUCUACGUAGGACUAUAUCUUCACAGCAGCGAGGACCCGCCGAUAUGCCUGCGAGAGGGAGCAUCCUGACCUCAAGAAGCAGGGACUUUCAGGACACGAGACGCGGUGGGGCGGCACCUUCAAGUAGAGCCUCUUCGAGAGCUAGCAGACCUUCGAGUCGGACAUCUUCAGGUAGCAGCUACACUUCGCGGUCUGUUUCUUCUUCUACUUUGUCAGAAGAUGAGGCUUCGUCGGCAAGACCUUCGCGGCAAAGAAGUGGAGGUGGGAUCGCAACAGCUUCGUCAACAAAUGCUGCAAAUAGAAACUCUACUAACUCAUCUAUGAUGGUGAAAAGACCUUCUCGUAGCAUCGUUCGCCAAACUAGUACCAAUUCUAGUACUAAUACUCAGCGCAACAGUACAACUCCUAAUUUCGGUACAACUAGCGAUAUUGCGAAGCGAAGCAGCAUAACACGUGGAAGAGACAGCUCCGCAAGAGUGAGCACCAGUUUGGAACCUGGUCGUCGCGCUAGUGCUACAGCCAGAGCAUCGCUAGCUAGGGGGAUGGGAAGCUUGUGGUGAAACCAUGGCUUUUUUCUAAAAAAGAUUGAUUUGAUUAGUUGAACCGCUUUUCCGUACCACAAAUCUAAUGAAAGAACGACAAUUACCGUUUAUUUGACCUAAAUUUUACUUUGCGUGAUUUGACCUUGCACUCCUUUCUCUUACUCAACACUUUUCUUUUACACGUUCUUCACUUACUGAUAUACGAAUCGCUUGCAUAACUGCCCUAUGUUUCCGCUUUUUGUAGUUUGAUCCUUUCUCCAUUUCCAAUAUGCAACUCUUGUUUUUCCAUUACUGACGAAGACGAGCAUAACAAGUGCAUGAAGAUCUCCGAGACGAUAGAGCUUGUUCAUGGCAUCCUGGAU
Molecule: messenger RNA, 1576 nt
Organism: Amoebophrya sp. A25
Lineage: Eukaryota; Dinophyceae; Syndiniales; Amoebophryaceae
Source: the annotation of a GenBank genome assembly